CAGGAGAACUCUAUCACCAACCCCACCGUGUGUGCGUGUGUGUGUGUGUGUGUGUGUGUGGAGCUCCAACCAGAGCAGUCUCUCACUCUCUCUGGGCUCUCGUCCCUGCUGCUGCCCUCCUUUUUCUCUCCUCCCUCUCUCUUUUUCAUCUUUGGCUUUACCCUGUGGAUUUCCACCGUCUCAUUGGACACCUUAAUAGAGCAGCUCUAUCGUUCCUAUCUGACUGUCACGACAAGAGAAAACGAGGGAAGGACAGAGAGAAAGAGAAGAAAAUAGAUUUUCUGACCAGGAAGACCGAAGACGGCAAGUUUUCUUGAGUCAAAUCACAUCCCCUCUUUUGAUAGAAAUUUCAAGCUACUUUUUCUUAAGCAACCUUUGACGAGCACAGUCAGAAGUCUUCUGGACACGCAAUGAAUAAGACUAACAUCUUCUCCCUGCCUCGACCUUAGUGAGAGGAAAACCAAUACGUUCUUGGAUGUCGUCUAUUGCAGGCGAGACCUCUUUUUAGAGACCCAUCGACUGCCUCCCACUCCAUAGCUUUGGCCACCGCUAUAUCAGCAUCUAUUCAAGACUUGAACGACGACACCUCUAUAUGAAAAUAUAUUUUUUUACAAAGAUAAUUAAUAGCAAGUCUAAAUGAUCAUGCUGGACACCAACCACUUCCUGUCCUUUGAUCUCGCCCCCUUGGACUCUCCUCCAAUGGGGGAAGAGCUGGACAAGCAGGACUUGAUGGAUUAUGAGAGACAUGCCUAUCACAGCCUCAAAGAAGUCCUCCAGCUCAAACUACAGCAGAGACGCACCCGGGAGGAACUGGUCAGCCAAGGGAUCAUGCCACCACUGAAGAGUCCGGCAGCCUUCCAUGAGCAGCGGAGGAGUCUGGAGAGAGCCAGGACUGAGGACUAUCUGAAGAGGAAGAUCAGGAGUCGUCCUGAGCGCUCAGAGCUGGUCAGGAUGCACAUACUGGAGGAGACGUCAGCAGAGCCGUCUCUGCAGGCCAAGCAGCUGCAGCUGAAGAGGGCCAGGCUGGCUGAUGACCUCAAUGAUAAGAUCUCCCACAGACCUGGCCCUAUAGAGCUCAUCCACAAGAACAUCCUGCCUGUAGACUUGGACUGUCCUCUGCAACACUCACUACUGGAUUCUCCAAAGGGUGCAGGAGAGUCCUCAUUGGACGAGGACAGCAGUGAUGCGUUUUCUCCGGACACUCUAGCCAAUCACGACUCUCCACUGGGUGCUGUCUCCCAGCUGUCACCCUCUGACAUGCUCACUCAGAACGGGGACAUGUCCCCCUCACAGUUCCUUACCCAGGUCCCUCCUCCCCCUCCCCCUCCUCCGCUGUUGCUGAAUGACCAUGACUCCUUCCAACGACAGAAGCUGACCAAUGGGACAGUGACGCCAGUUGCUUCCCGCCCUGUCAGUGGUCAAACCAAGUCCAAGCCCAGCUUGGAGCGCCUCUCCCAGAGGCCUAAGAAGUCAAAAGACGUGAAGCCCAAGGUGAAGAAACUGAAGUACCACCAGUACAUCCCUCCGGACCAGAAGGCUGACCGGGAGCCUCCCCCUCAGCUGGACUCCACCUACGCCAAGAUCCUCCACCAGCAGCAACUCUUCCUCCAGCUGCAGAUCCUCAACCAACAGCAGCAGCAGCACUACAACUACCACACCAUCCUCCCAGCACCACCCAAACCACCUGCAGAGCAGCCAACUUCAACACACCCCGGCCCCUCCCCUUCACGCAGUGUUCCCCCGACGACCCCGGCCCCUUCCAAUCAGCAUGGGCCAAGUCGUCAGAGCCAAACCCCUGUGGGAGGGGCCAAACCUUUAACGCUACCAGCCAACCUGGAUGACUUCAAAGUUGCUGAGCUGAAACAGGAGCUGAAACUGCGGAGUCUGACCGUAUCUGGCACUAAGAUGGACCUUAUCGAGAGGCUGAGGAACUACCAGGAGCAGAAUGGUGGAGGUGGAGCUGGUGUUACUGCGACUGUAACACCUAAACCCAGCCUACCAACCCCACAGCACGCCUCAACCCAACCUGCUGGCUUCACCAUCUCUGCCCCCCCCCAUGCAGGGACCAAUACCCUCACCCACCAAUCAGGAGAGGCAGGCGGGAAGAUACCUGCUUUCUCAUUGGCUCAGAGUGCUGCUCCAGCCCGUAUUAUGAGGUUUGGGAGUACAAACUCCUCCCCUCCUGUGUCUCCCACCCCGUCAGAACGGUCGCUGGCGGUAAUGAGCCCCGAUGAGACCAGCUGUAAUGGAGACUUAUUUGGGGAGAUGGUGAGCUCUCCCCUGACCCAGCUCAGCCUGCACCCUUCCCCAGCCUCCAUCAAAGAGGAGAACCAGGGUCACUUACCCACCUGCAGCCUCUCCCAGUCUCGGCUUUCACCCACUGCGCCUCAGCCUGCCACCCCACCUCAGGAGCCCUCAGGAGCCCCUGGGGCAGCCAUGGAGGCCUCCCCCUUGGACAAGGACCAGUUGCUCCAGGAGAAGGACAAGCAGAUUGAGGAGCUGACACGCAUGCUGAGGCAGAAACAGAGGCUGGUGGAGACCCUGCGCUCGCAACUGGAGCACGGGAAACAGACAGGAUUGAAAGAGAUGCAGGGUGUGGUGAUAAACGGUUAUGCCCAGGAGGCCCAAACCAAAACCACCUCCAUCAGAGCCUCAACCAUUCUCUAUCCCACUCUCACCAACGGAGAGAUGGUGAGGGUCAAGAAGGAGGUAGAGACGCAAGAAGAGAUGGAGGGGUUGGACGAAGCUCAGCCUAAGGGACAGCCUCAGCCGACACAGUGCUCCCAGCAGACUCUGCUCAAACUGCAGCAGAUCCACCGGAUACAGGUUCAACAACAGACACAACAACUACUUCAGACACAACAACAGCAGUCCCAACAGCUCCAGCAACAAAAACAGCAACAACAGACACAGCAGAUGCAGCAGCAGAAGACAUCAGCCCAGAUGCUACUCCAGCAACAGCAGCAGCUGCAGCAGCUGAUCAUCCAGCAGACCCAGCAGAAACAGCUCCAGCUGCAGCACAAACAGCUGCUGGCCCAGCAGAGGAAGCAGCAGAGACAGGCCCAGAGACAGCAGCAGAACAAACAACUGAGUCAGACCGUCACCACACAACAGGUCACUCCUGUCUUCAUCGGCCAACAGAAUGGCAUGCAGGUCCCCGCCCAGACCUUCUCAUUGGACCUCCUCAAGUCGGGCACCACGCCCACCCUUGUCACCGACGGCAACGGCAACCACUACCUGAUAGCACUGACCAAUCACAAUGCAGAGGGCCAGAACGGCAUGACCUCAUUGGGCAAAACUAGUGGAUCACAACGCAUCACACUGCAGCGAUUGCAGUCAACUCCAGGCAAACUCCCCAGCCAAUCCCCAGCUGAGAUACUCAGCUCUGACACUCAAUCAAAACAACAGUUACAACCAGGCCCUGUCAACCAGCCUAUCAAAAAGGAACAGAAGGCGGUUCUACAUCUGGAGACCAAUGGCAUGACCAAUGGAGUAACAGAGCCAAGUCAGUCUGUCUCCGCUCCGCCCAAUCUCCAUCCUUUCUUUGACGAGGUGUCCAACUCGUCUGAAAGCCCAAGCACAGCUUCCCCCUUCCUCAAGAGAGAAGUGUGUCCGACCUUUGACCGGCACACAUUGUUCACCCCUCCCUCUCCUAAACAGACCUCUUUCUCCUCCACUCAACGCCUCAAAGAGAACGGCCUGAGCAGUCAACAGAUGGACGACCUGUUUGACAUCCUCUUGAAGAGUGGAGAAAUCUCUGGAUUCCGAGCAGACCCUUCCCUGGCCCUCCUCCACUCCAACCCCCCCACCCCUCCCUCGUCCCCUCUCCACCUGUCGCCCCCCACACCCCCUCCCGAGCCCUCCCUACCCGCCCUGCCCUCCCAGCUGCCAUUGCCCUGCCCAGGAAGUAGUCGUCUAGAGGAUUUCCUGGAGAGCACCACCGGCACGCCCCUCCUGGGAGUGGAGCCUGACGGUGGCCUGACUUUGAUUGACGACCUCCACAGCCAAAUGCUUAGCACCUCCAGCAUCCUGGACCAUCCACCCUCCCCGAUGGACAUGGACACCAGUGACCUGGGCUUCUCCCCCCACCCAGCAGGGCUUGACUUCGGGGACCCAGCCCUGGACAGCAUGGACUGGCUAGACAUCUCCAUGGGAGGUGGAGGGGGAACGAGUCUUGCCCCUCUGGGCCCCCACACGCUCCCCAGUGUGUUCUCAGUAGACUUUCUGGACAGCUCGGACCUCACUCUGCACUGGGACUCCUGUUUGUAGCUUCUACGGAGUGAGGAGUGGUAAAGACUCACACACAAAGACACACGCUCACGCAUACUGCGUACAGGCUCUUAUCUCUCUCACGCAAACACUCUUACUCGAUAAGCAGGUCCACCACUCUGGAGGUUCACUGGCCCAGCCACAUUCACUGAGACCGGGGGCCUUGCCCUGCAUUCACUCUAGUUGGACAGGCUGAAGAGCAAAACUGACUUUAGAUCAGAGGCAGUGGGUGAGAGGUGGUACUGCAUUAGUGGAGCUUGGUCUAUGACACACCCUUAUGGUGACAAAGGGUAAUACACGUGGAGGGCAGACCCAAAGUGUCAGUGGUGCCUGCACUGAUUGGUGGAAAGCUGUAAUGAACCAACCUCAUUGGUGGAAAAUAAUGAAUCGAACCUCAUUAGUGCAAACCAGAGGAGCGUUUACAAUGGUAUUUAAUGUUUAGCUCAACGGAAACUGCACUGCACUGAACGACCAGUGGAAAAGCGGGUUGAUUAUGGUGGCCCAGAGGGAGGCUGUGUAUGGUGUGUGCUGCACGAGUUUAUACGAUUUUCAAAUGGUCACACCAAUAUUGAUCAACCACACCUCGCUGCACUAUCCAAACAGAAGCAAAUGUACGUCAAAGGCUGUUGAACGGUACACGCCAUUUUGGGGAAGCGUGUCCGCAACGUAGCAAACGUUGUAUUGAAUUGAACGCACCCCAAUUGGUGAAAUGAACCUCAUUGGAGGAGGCAGUUACUGGAUGUGUUUGCUAGACCACUAUGCAUUUCUGUAUGUGGGGGGUGUAUUAUUGAUUGUCCAUGUUUUUCUUCCCAAUUGCAUAGAAUUGCAGGUGGGGAAUAAAGUGGUUUCCAAACAA
Messenger RNA from Oncorhynchus keta (chum salmon), 5125 nucleotides. RefSeq names its product myocardin-related transcription factor A-like. The record is from RefSeq and is a predicted model, not a curated record. The transcript has 16 exons. NCBI's taxonomy places the organism in Eukaryota, Metazoa, Chordata, Actinopteri, Salmoniformes, Salmonidae. Gene Ontology annotation, biological process: smooth muscle cell differentiation. The coding region runs from base 637 to 4269 and encodes 1210 amino acids.